AUGGACCUCGCGCUGGGCGAGCCCCCCAACCGCCUGCAUCCCACGGUGUGGAUCGGGAACACGGUCGCCCUCGCUGAACGUAUAGCGCCGGGCCCACAAACGGCCCCGCCCCUGCAACUCACCUUUGGGAUCGGCAUGGCCCUGCUGAUACCGGCAGCCUGGGGCGCGGCAGCUUGGGCAGUCAGCUACGGUCUGCUGCAACUCCACCCGCUGGCCUACCUGCUGGUGGUGGCCGCAUUGCUGAAAACCACCUUCUCGGUGCGGAUGCUGCAUCGGGUUGCCGCCGGCAUCGGCCGGAUCCUCACGGCCGGCGACAUCGCCGAGGCGCGGCGGCAGAUGUCCGCCCUGGUCAGCCGCGACACCUCUCAGUUGACCGCCGGGCAGAUGGCCGCCGGCGCCAUCGAGUCCGUAGCCGAGAACAUCACCGACAGCAUCGUCGGGCCGUUGCUGGCCUUUGCCCUCUUUGGCCUCCCCGGCGCGGUGGCCUAUCGCGCCAUCAAUACCCUGGACAGCAUGGUCGGCUACCACGGCCGCUAUGAGUACCUGGGCAAGGCCUCGGCGCGGCUGGAUGACCUGGUCAACCUGCUCCCCGCGCGACUGGCGGCGGCGUUGUUGUGGCUGUCCACCGCAGCGCUGCCGGGAAUGGCCGGAGGCCGGGCGUGGCGCAUCAUGUUCGCCCACCGGGGCCGUACCGAGUCGCCCAACGCCGGCUGGACCAUGGCGGCCAUGGCCGGCGGCCUCGGUGUGACGCUGGAAAAGGUCGGCCACUACCGCCUCGGCGACCCCGCCCCGGAGCCGGAAACCCACCACAUCGGCCGCGCCAACCGCGCCCUCUACGUCACCACCGCGCUGACCGCCGCCGUAGCCAUUGGCAUCCUCUGGCUGCGGUGGGCCUUCUGGCCGUAG
Molecule: messenger RNA, 906 nt
Organism: Geodia barretti
Lineage: Eukaryota; Metazoa; Porifera; Demospongiae; Tetractinellida; Geodiidae
Source: the annotation of a GenBank genome assembly